AUGGCACAAAUGGACUCCCAGGAUAGGUGGAACAAGGUGUCCCUUGGCAGUAUGAGUCAUGAGACCCGGAUGUUGAGCAUGAACUUGGAGAGUGAUGGUAGGGAAGGCGGCUCUCUAGUCACUCAGCGCAACAGCAACUUGCUGUGUGACACUCAGUCCUGCGAAGAGGAAGGGAAGUGGUCUGGGUCCUUCAGCACAGGCUAUGUGGAGCAGAAACUGGAGGAGAUGCCUGGGAGGACCAACAACCAGGAGGAAAAGGAACUGAAGAUCACCCAGAUUCAAGGCUCCCCUCAAUUAGAGAAGGCUGUCAGUGUCCCUUUCAGAGGCUUCUCACGGAGACAGCCUCAUAGGGACUCUGUGGGCAAUGACGGAGACAAGAAAGCAAACAAGGACCUUGCCUUGGGAGUCCCCACCAGUUUCUUGGAUAAUGAGGGGUCUUUUUGGUCACUGAACAGUGCAGAUUCAUCCCCCACAGAUAAGAACUCUUUAGAGCACCUUCCCAGGUCCGAGAGCACCCCAGUUCAGACUUCAGUCACUCGUGCAAGCCCGGCAGCAGCGUUGGGCAAAGUGCAGGGCCGUAGAAAAGUACAGGGCCAGGUGGACCCAGGAGGCAGAGGGCAGGAAGAGAGUCCUGACAGGUGUGUGCAGGACGGGCAGGCCCUCCAGAAGUCCAGAAAACUUCAGGCCCCUGAAGAACACCAUGGUGCCAAGCCCUACGUGUGCCAGCUCUGCGGGAAGGCCUACUCUCACCGCAGCACGCUCCAGCAGCACCGGCGCCUGCACACAGGCGAGCGGCCGUACCGAUGCCCCUUCUGCGACAAGGCGUAUACCUGGUCCUCCGAUCACCGCAAGCACAUCCGCACACACACUGGCGAGAAACCCUAUGGGUGCCCGGACUGCGGGAGGGCCUUUGUGCGCUCCUCCGAUCUGCGCAAACACCAGCGCAACAUGCACAGCAACGACAAGCCCUUCCCGUGCGCCCAGUGUGGCCUGACCUUCAACAGGCCGCUGUCACUUCUGCGCCACCAGCGCAAGCACCUAGGCGCCAAGCCUUUCCGCUGCUCCUCCUGCGGCCGGGAGUUCUCCGUGGCCAGCCGCAUGGUGGAGCAUCAGCGCGUGCACUCUGGCGAGCGGCCCUUCCCCUGCUCCACCUGCGGCAAAUGCUUCACCAAAUCCUCCAACCUGCAGGAGCACCAGACGCUGCACACCGGCCAGAGGCCCUUCAAGUGCGCCGAUUGCGGUGUGGCCUUUGCGCAGCCCUCGCGCCUGCUGCGCCACCAGCGCGUCCACACCGGCGAGAGGCCUUUUCAUUGCGCCGAGUGCGGUCAAACCUUCGCCCGCUCCUCCACCCUAAAGCGGCACCAACAGAUCCACUCCGGGGACAAGGACUUCCUCUGUGCCGAGUGCGGCAGGGCCUUUCGCAUCGCACCCGAGUUGGCACAGCACAUCCGGAUGCACAAUGGGGAAAAGCCCUACAAAUGUGAGGGCUGCGGCCAGGCCUUUACCCGCUCUAAUCACCUCCAACGACAUCAAGCCAAGCAUGAGACCUGCAAGAAGGAGCCCGCCCCUUCCUCUUCCAAUGAGUGAGAACACCAUUGGCUUGCUGCUAAGAGAAAUUAAGGCAUCCUCGACCUCACGUGACAGCAUGGAACCCAGCCCGGUGGGGCCCACCCACAUCCUAUUCUACCGGCUCACUGGUCACCCCUCACUCCCUGGUUUCUGACUGUGGGGUGAUCUAUGUAUUUUACGUAUUUAAUGUGUUGUGAGACAAGAUAAUCCCAAAGACAGCGUCCAGGUGUGCAGGUUCACACUGGCCUCCCACUGCGCAGAGGCCAGGAGCAAUUGGGAAAGAACGGGUAAGGAUAAAAAUGUAGGGACUGGUCAAUAGUUGAAUUCUUUAGGUCAGAGAAUUUCAGUGAAUGAGAAGGUAUAGAAUUCUGUGCUGGGCUCUGUGUGGGAUUCCAUGGGUACACGGAAGAAAAAAGUCUAUUUUGUUCUUUCCUCAAAGCCAUAUCAAAUAUUGAGAAGACCAUCUUUAGAGAAAGAUUCUUUUUGAUUUUUAUAUAAAAGAAUCCUCAGAAAUGAUCCCUGUGAUGGGCUCUUCCACAGAAGAAAGCCCACCUGGGGGUAGCUCAAACCAAGCCAAACAUCCUAGUGUGUCACUUGACUGCUAAGAUGACUUUAACCUUGAGGGAAUGUCUCCGUGGGUUGGCUUUGAAGUACAGAAGGCAAGGAGGAUGGGUGUGUGUGUGUGUGGGGGGGGGUUGUGCUGUGUUUGGGAAACAGUGAUUUCAGAAGUUCAGAACAGUUUCGACACCUAGGAAAGAAGUCUGUUCCUCAUAUGGGAGGAUGUGAUACUGGACCUCACCUUGGCCCCACCCAUAAAGUUCACAGGUGUCUCCUCUCUGCCAUUGCUUUUGCCUGUUCACAGGUUUCAAACUUAAGCCACAAGCAUCAUUUGUAAAGAAACAUUGAGUUCCUCCUGGUAAGCCACAGUAUGGCUCAUUUAUAUCUGCCUGGAUCAUUAACUGUGAUUUGAAGGAAAUCAAAUAGAGCACCCUUUGCCUAGGUGCCAAUGCGCUUAUUUGUUUGUGUCAAAGUCAUUAAAAUUGACCGUGAAUGUCUUCAUGCCUCAUCACUAUCCUCUAUUGAACUUAUUCAAAAUCUGCCUACUUACAGUCAUUCUUCAAGGCACUGACGCAGGCAGUGACUCUGGCAAAAUCAGGAGUUUGUGGCUUUUGGACACUCUGGGGAAUCUGUGGCUUCCCAAAACGUUUGAUGCUGGCAGACAAGUGACACUUGUAAUCCUUCCAAAGUAUGACAGGCAGACAGGAAUUUAGCUUUCCAAAGUUUUUAUUUCUAUGUGGUGUGUGUGUGUGUGUGUGUGUGUGUGUGUGUGUGUGCAUGCGUGUGCUUACUGGUCUAAAUCUCCCAGCCAUAUUAACUCUCAUUAACUAUUCAGUUUGAGCCUUUUAGGGGAAGUAAGAAAAGACUGGUUGGGACAACCGUUCUUAAACAUGUGGCUUAUGUAACAGCCUGUGUGUGUGUGCAUGCAGAAGCUGGAGCAGGACUCGGGGUGU
This is a messenger RNA of Myodes glareolus (Bank vole), 3080 nucleotides long. It is a transcript of the gene Znf648, whose product is annotated as zinc finger protein 648. Gene Ontology annotation, molecular function: RNA polymerase II cis-regulatory region sequence-specific DNA binding; DNA-binding transcription factor activity, RNA polymerase II-specific. Gene Ontology annotation, cellular component: transcription regulator complex; chromatin; PcG protein complex. The record is from RefSeq and is a predicted model, not a curated record. Gene Ontology annotation, biological process: regulation of transcription by RNA polymerase II. NCBI's taxonomy places the organism in Eukaryota, Metazoa, Chordata, Mammalia, Rodentia, Cricetidae.